UCUUCAGGGGCAUUCAGUCCUGCACGUCCAACCCACGAGCUUCUCACUGCCUCUGCUAAGAUGAUGGCAUCCGUUUUCUCUCAUGGACUCCUCUUGCUAGCUGGCCUAUGCGCUCUGCUUCCCAGAACCCAGACUACAGAUGAUGAAGAUCCCUAUGACCCAAGCAUUGGUAGCUGGCAGUGCCGGAAGGUAGCUUUAACCAUCUGCAAUGUCUCCAUCUCUUUGUUCAAAGAGCUGACCCAGCAGUCAAGAGACGGGAAUAUCUUCUUCUCCCCUAUUAGUGUGGUUGCUUCCAUCUUAACGCUCUCCCUGGGAGCGGAAGGUAAUGACAGCCAACGCAUCCUGGAGGCCCUAAAGCUCAACAAAACAGGCUUGUCAGAAGCUGAGAUCCACAAGUGUUUCCAGUACUUUCUCCGUGCCACCAACCAGCCCGCAGAGAUGUCCCCCAUGAUAAGUGGUAGCAGCGUGUUCAUCCACCAGGGCCUGAAGCUGGUGGAUAAAUCUCUGAAGGGAAUCAAGGACCUAUACGCCUCUGAAGUCAUCUCUACCAACUUCAGAGAGAGCAGUAAGGCCAAGGCACAGAUCAACAAUCAUAUGAUGAAGAAAACCAAGAAGGAAAUCGGGACCAUGGUCAAGGAGCUAAAGAAUGACACAUUCCUCGCUCUGAUGAACUACAUUAUCUGGAAUGGCAAAAUUAUCCGCUACUAUUCAUGUCACUUCCUCAGAAUGGAGGAUUUCCACGUGGACCAUCAGAAGACGAUCAAGGUUCCGAUGAUCAAUAACGUGGGCUUGUUUCAUCUGUUUCGAGUCCGUGAUCUGUCUAGCAUGGUGCUGGUGUACACCAGCCCCCAAGUCAUCCCCUUCACCUUCUUUAUCCUCCCUGACCAUGGGAAGAUGCACGAGGUAGAGCAGAGACUGACCUACCCAGACUUCCGCCGGAUGUUUCAACAAUUUAGCCUAAGGACGGUCAAGGUACAGAUCCCCAGACUGUUGGUGCCUGAGACCCAUGGCGUGGAGUCAGUGGUGAACCUACUAGGAAUCUCUCCUCUUUUCAAGAAGGCAGCCAUCAGCUCAGUGGCCGUGGAGGACACAGUUCAGAAGUCCUUCAAGGUGGUGAGCAAAGCUAUGCUGACCCUCGACGGAAAGGACAUAAGCACCUCUCCGAGUUCGUGUCUUAAAAAAGACGAGUGGGCUGCUGUUCCUCUCUUUCAGCUAAAUAGACCCUUCCUAAUCUUCGCCCAGGAACGAACAAACAGUAUCCCCCUCUUUUUAGGCAGGGUGGCAAUUCCCAGAAGGUGACAGCUCUUGGGUAUCAGCCUCUCUCCUGAGAACCGUGUCCCCUCCCUGAUGACAUUAAACAUGGGAUGGUUUCACUCAUAA
Molecule: messenger RNA, 1380 nt
Organism: Alexandromys fortis (reed vole)
Lineage: Eukaryota; Metazoa; Chordata; Mammalia; Rodentia; Cricetidae
Product: alpha-1-antitrypsin 1-6-like
Exons: 5
Coding region: 61-1299 (412 amino acids)
Biological process (GO): negative regulation of endopeptidase activity
Molecular function (GO): serine-type endopeptidase inhibitor activity
Source: RefSeq, a predicted model, not a curated record